Molecule: messenger RNA, 1359 nt
Organism: Phialemonium atrogriseum
Lineage: Eukaryota; Fungi; Ascomycota; Sordariomycetes; Cephalothecales; Cephalothecaceae
Exons: 1
Coding region: 254-982 (242 amino acids)
Source: RefSeq, a predicted model, not a curated record
UACUCUAGUGAUGCUCUUCCGAAUGGUAUUGUGUUAGUCGUGAUGCGUUGAAAGUGUUCGCUUAUCAGCGGCUCCUCUCAACUGCUUAUCGUACUUGGCUUGUGCCGAGCCAAACUUUUUUUCAAGAACAGCACUUGAGUACCAUCACAAGGCACCACCAGCGUCCCCGAAAAGCAUGCGUCAUACAAUUCAAACCAGAUGACAGAACGAUACCUGCAGCAGUAAUAAUUCGAUCACACUAAACUCGCCAACCAUGGCACAACCCAACAACCCCCCUGCGCCGACAGCCGCGGCCCCUUCAGCGCCGUCAUCAUCAUCAUCAACAACAUCCCAACCUCAAGAGCCCACGCCCUCGCCGCCCCCAUUCCACGGCACGCCACCGGUGCAGCACAACAUAGCCCUCAUCGCCGCCGUGGUCGGGCCCAUAGGCCUCCUCCUGCCGGGCCGGGGCCGCGGGUCCCUCACGCUGCAGAACGCGAUCCUCGGCGCGGGGUCCUUCUUCGGGCUCAACCAGCUGGCGCACGACUACACGGGCAGGUCGGUGCUGCAGCGGUCGAGCGACCGGUGGGCGGCGCUGCUGCGGCCGUUCGACUCGCCGCUGCCGGACAAGGCGCUCGCCACCCGCCAGCUGAUGGAGGCGGAGCGGGCGCGGCGCGCGGCGGCGCUGCCGACCGAGGGGGGCGAGAGGGCCGCCGCCGAGGCGGAGAUGCGGAGGAGGCAGGAGGCGCAGGAGGCGGCCAGGAGGGGGUUCUUUGAGCGCGUGUGGAUGGGCGGGGAAGGGGCGGGGUGGAAGGAGAGGAGGCGGGAUGAGGAUAAGAAGGCGAUGGAUAGCGGGAAGGGCGUUGGGGAUAUUAUUAUGGAUCAGAUAUGGGAGGUCUGGAAUCAGGGGAAGGGAAAGAAUGGGGAUGCGGAUGAGAAGACGGAUGCUGGGCAGGCUGGCACACGUCCAGACGGCAGUGCAGAGAGUGAGAGGAAACCUUGAGAUGGCACGGCCAGGCCUCGGGUUGCUUCCUCUUUUCGAUUCCGGGUCAGGUUGGGAAUUUGCAAACGGUCUUUGGGAGAAAAGGCAUACAUUGCAUGGAAGGCGAAAGGCUACCUUGAUUCGGGUGUACAAUACUGUACCUACUGUAACACGUAACGGCAAAUACCCCCUCUGUAUUGUGGCAGGAAGCCGUGUACCAACCUCUUUGCCCUAUGCUCUUUUUCAACCACAUGAAUUGGCCCGAGGCUGAUGAAGUUCUUCUUUGUCUUUUACCCACUCAUGCUUCCUCUUUUGGUCCUCGGGAUAUUCACUACCUACCUACCUGCCUAAACUUAGAUGGCCCUUAUUCGGUGUGGCAUGGUCACGUGCUGUCGCAU